Molecule: messenger RNA, 1952 nt
Organism: Corvus hawaiiensis (hawaiian crow)
Lineage: Eukaryota; Metazoa; Chordata; Aves; Passeriformes; Corvidae
Gene: GIMD1
Product: GIMAP family P-loop NTPase domain containing 1
Exons: 3
Coding region: 110-772 (220 amino acids)
Molecular function (GO): GTP binding
Source: RefSeq, a predicted model, not a curated record
CACAUAUGAACUUCUUUCUACACUGCACAUGUGGUUUAUGAACAAAGUCUGAAUGAAAGAAGAAUUUAAGGGAAAAUAAGUGACAGGUUUGUGGAUAAAAGCGCAGACAAUGGCAGACAGCAAUGAGAUGAGCAUCAACCUUGUUGUCCUUGGAAAAACUCAGACUGGCAAAAGUGCUGCUGGGAACAGCCUGUUGGGCAGCUCAGACUUUGAGAGCCGUCUCUCCCCCAGCUCUGUGACUACGUGCUGCAGCCUCGGACGCAGCGGCCGCAUUUUGGGGCUCAUACGGAGAAAUGGCUGUGAGUCAGCUCUCCGCGUUCGAGUACUGGACACUCCAAGCUACCCUCACACUGCUCUGAGCAAAGAGCAAGUGAGAGACACGGUGAGAGCAGCCUUGGCUCACCACUUUGGAGAGGAAGGCCUGCACUUGGCUCUCUUGGUCCUGAGGUCUGACCUGCCUCUGUGUCCAGAUGAAAGCAGUGACACAGUUCAGCUCAUCCAGGAACUUCUGGGUCCCACAUGGAAGGAUUUCACUGCAGUUCUACUUACUCAUGCAGACAAGGCAGAAGAGGCUGGAUACAGUGAGGAAACAUACUUGUGCAGUGCCUCAAGUACCCUGUUGUCACUUUUGAGCUCAGUACAGCAUAAAUACAUUUUCCUAGACAACCAUAACAGCAUAAUUAAAGAGGAAAGAAACAUUGUCUUAACAAAGCUCUUGAAUUUUAUACGAAAAAAUAAUUAUCAAGUACUACUUAAACACAGCAAGGAAUAAAAUUAACUUUCAGGUGCUCAUGUGUCUAUUUUCUACAGUAGAUAACAUCUAAUAGAAAUAAAAAAGCCAUCAACUGGAAAACUCCACAUCCAUACCAAACACCUUUGAACACACAAUUAGAAAUAUCUCUUUAGAUUACUGAACUACUUGCCUUUCAUAGAGUACCUCACAUUACUGCAUCCAGAAUCCUAGCUUCAACCACAGAAUCAGAACAAGCUAGUGCUCCAAAAUCAUGCUCCUAAUAUGUAUGUAGUCACAAAUGAGAUUUUGCACUACUCCAGACUGUAUAUUUCAGUUCACACAGAAUACAUAUCUGGAAGAAUAAAAUAAAAAUUUUUAAAAAAUUAAAACAAAAAAAAAUUAAAAAUGCACAUGAGUUCAGACUGUAAGGGAGCCUCUUUACUCAAUUCUUCUAGCUUUCAGAAGUUCCUCUGAAUUCAGUUUCCUCUGAACUUCCAUUUCUAAAAAGAGCUCUCUGGUACUAAAAGCUAAGAUUUAUCUAUUAUAAAAGUGUUUCCCUACCAUGACUCAAGAUUAGUUAUAAUUGAGUUCUUGAACUACAAGGAUUUUGUUUAAUAAAACAUUAUUGGAUAUACAGUUUACAAGGCAGAUAAAAUGGCUUCCAUGUGCCUAAUGCUAUUCAGCACAUUUAAAAGAACUAAUUACUAUUGCUUAUUCCCAGAUGCAUGAAAAACUAAUAAUUUACAGGCACAAACAAAACUCAUUCAAAAGGGAAAUCUGUUCAUCUCCUGUUCAAGUAACGCAUGUUACUUCUAAUUUUAUAUCAUUGUCAUUUUGUUUUCUCUCCACUUACUGAAUGAAGUUCAAAGCCUGCAAAAUUUAGAAAGGCUUAAGUUUUUUUAAUUUCAGUAGUUAAAAUAGCAUUUACUGUUUCAAUGGUUAGACAAUAACAAUUUAUUAUAUGCCAAAAUAUCUGAAGUAUCCCUAAAUAGCUACUUAAAAGGGUUAUUGUAAAUUGAUCCAAAACAUUUAUUUUCAUAUUACUGAAAGUAAGGAAUUAAAAUAAUUGAUUUGAGGCUAAUAGCCUAGCAACAUGACUAUUUGUACAACAUAACUAUGAAAUAAUUCUGACUGUAAAAACUGAAGAAGCUAUUUCUGUUAAAACCAAAGCACUUUUUGUAAAAAAUAUCAUUGCAUAAAAGCACAUAAAAAUGAAACA